Messenger RNA from Cyclopterus lumpus (lumpfish), 3716 nucleotides. RefSeq names its product DNA cross-link repair 1A (PSO2 homolog, S. cerevisiae) (gene dclre1a). The record is from RefSeq and is a predicted model, not a curated record. Gene Ontology annotation, molecular function: damaged DNA binding; 5'-3' DNA exonuclease activity. Lineage: Eukaryota; Metazoa; Chordata; Actinopteri; Perciformes; Cyclopteridae. Bases 340 to 3132 code for a protein of 930 amino acids. The transcript is spliced from 9 exons. Gene Ontology annotation, biological process: protection from non-homologous end joining at telomere; double-strand break repair via nonhomologous end joining; interstrand cross-link repair.
UUUGUGAAAUGUGUGGAAUGUGCUGCUCCGUCUCUCCAGUUGUUUCUACUCAAUUUAUUGUUGUCCUGUGGCGGUAAGCCCUAACUUGUUUUAGCAAACCACACAGCAUGUAACGUUAGGUUAGUUGACGCUAAAAACGCUCAACGUCGUAUUUAUCAAUCGCUGGAAACUAUUUUCGCAACGGAAAUCAUCCUCACAAUCUUACGGAAUCUAGAGUAACUGUUAAUGUAGUGUAACAUUUAUUUUUUUUCGGCAACCGCGGGAUGUUAGCAAACCCCAAUACUUGUUUAAACGUGACGUUUGGGAACGCUCGCGACGUUACGCAUACUUUCGCACCACAUGUCACAGAAGGACGACUCUGAGAGUGACAUUUGGGAAUAUAAACCUCUUGAGAAGAAAAAGAAGAGACACGAAUCACCCUCUGUGACUAAAAGAAGAUGUACUGUCAGAAAACCCUCCAAGAGAGACACUUCUGUCCCAGUCAAAUCACCUGACACGAGGGUCAAGACAGCUGGAAGUGGGGAUAGUAGGAACGUGACUGUUAGCAGUUUCGAGUCACGUGAUACACCCUCAAAGUCAUCUUCUGCCAGUGACCCCGUGCAAACGGACAAUGCUGCUGAGGGACCGUCAUCUGGAGACUUUUGCCCCAUGUGUCAGAUGCCCUUUUCCAUUUUGGUGGUACAGACUCAACGAUGGCAUGUCUCUGAAUGUCUUGACACCCCCAGGGACACAUGCAAAGAAUGUCCAAAUGGUCUUCAGUGCUUCUCUAGCAUUCCAAACCAUUAUAAGAAAUUCAACCACACCCUCCUGGCCCACAGUCGAGCAAACAGUGACACAGCCCUCCUCAGUCUCUCCCAGCAGGCGGAGACAAGCGGGAAGACCGUCUUCAGUUGUCUCCCAGGAAUGAUAAACAAUGAGUCGGAUGGCUCCAUUUUAGAGGAUUCACAGGAUAGUGUUCUCAGUCUUUCUGCCUUAUCCAAUCGUAGUGUCAGCCCUCAUCGUAAUCACAUUGGAACACCUCCAUCUAAACUUACAAAUGGACUUAUGCUACUGCGCUCACCUGGCCCCGAAGAUUUUAAGAAAAAGAAAGGCUGGUCGUCCUCCACUAAAAGCCAAACAUCUAUCAGUUCUUCCCAAGAAAGUAGAACAGAGCUUUCAUCCACUCCGGUCAAUACAGAGAGUGGAAGACAAGCUCGUGAAGAUUUACUCAAAAGAGAAUCUUCCUCUGACAACAAUGAUGCAAUAUCCUAUUCCCCUCUUUCUGAAUUCCCGGCAGAGACUGCAGCCAAUAGAAGUGAAUGUCGAAAAGCACUUUUUAAUAAAGAUACAUUUCAAAAUGUGGAUGAAAACUCGAUGGUGCUGAUCAGUGACGGUUUCUCAAGUGAAGAUGAGCUGCUCACUGACUUUAUGAAUAAUUUUGAAACCAAUAAUGUGCAGGUAAAGGAGCCUGCCUCCUUAAACACCCGGCUGUAUUCAGUUCCCUCAUCGCCACCCACUAAUCCGGCAGCUGCCUCUACAGUCGCUGAAAGCCGAGUUGGUUUCCAAGGUAAAAAAGAAGCUCACGGUAAAUCUACCAGUGCCAUCAGUCCAUGUAAAAGCAGCAUUCAGUCUCCUCAAAGUAUUGUUUUGGAGCGCCUGAGAGAAACUAUUUUAAGCUCAGAUAGCCUGCCUUUAAAAAACUUGAAUGACGACAGUAUUCCAGGACCUUCAUCGCAAGCCUCCAUUGUCCAAAGAUCUCAAAUCAUGUCGCCACAGAAGGUCCAGAUCAAGGCAGGUCAGGCCUCUGGUCUGAAGCAGACGGACAUCGGGGUGUUUUUUGGCCUCAAACCACUUAAGGAGAAGGAGAAAGUGGCAGAGAGUGGAUCAAAUGAACUCAACGCCACCUCUGUUCCAGUACUUGGUGAAAAAUCAGGACAGAGGAGAGAAAGGCAAAGAAAAAGUAGGGCUGUCAAGACCACAGAUACCUCACAGGGCACAGUGACUGGAGAUUAUAGUAAUGUAGGGAAUGCUCAGGGAGAUGCAGGGAAAGGUAGGGCCAGAGGCUGGAGAGGAGGAAGAUGGAACAGAAGGAACGCUAAUGGAGAAGUGGAGUUACCACGUUGCCCCUUCUACAAGAAGAUUCCAGGCACAAAGUUUGUCAUAGAUGCAUUUCAGUAUGGAGAGAUCCAGGGAGUCACUGCCUACUUCCUAACACAUUUCCACUCCGACCACUAUGGAGGUUUGACCAAGAAGGCCACACUUCCCAUCUACUGUAACAGAAUUACAGGGAACCUUGUGAAGAGCAAACUGAGGGUGGCAGAGCAGUAUGUCCACAUCCUCCCCAUGAACACCCAGGUCACCGUCGAGGGAGUCACGGUCAUCCUGCUGGACGCCAACCAUUGUCCAGGAUCUGCCAUGCUGCUGUUCUUCCUGCCCGAUGGACAGACUGUCCUCCACACUGGAGACUUCAGAGCUGAUCCCUCAAUGGAGACCUACCCUGAAUUGCUCGGCUGCAGGGUGCAGACGCUCUACUUGGACACCACUUACUGCAGCCCUGAGUACACCUUCCCCAGACAGCAAGAGGUCAUCAACUUUGCAGCCAACACAGCCUUUGAACUGGUGACGCUCAACCCCCGUACGCUUGUGGUUUGCGGAUCCUACUCUGUGGGAAAAGAGAAGGUCUUUCUGGCACUGGCAGAGGUCCUGGGGUCUAAAGUGUGUCUCUCUCGAGACAAAUACAACAUCAUGUGCUGUCUCGAGUCGGAGCAAGUCAGACGAUGUGUAACCACCGACUGGAAGGCAGCCCAGGUCCAUGUGCUGCCCAUGAUGCAGCUCUCCUUCAAAAAACUGCAGGAUUACCUGGCGCGCUUCUCAGAGCGCUAUGACCAGCUGGUGGCCUUCAAGCCCACAGGCUGGACCUUCAGCCAGCAGGUGGAAUCAGUGGAAGAUGUUCAGCCUCACAUCAGUGGCAACAUCUCUAUCUAUGGAAUCCCAUACAGCGAGCACAGCAGCUUCCUGGAGUUGAAGCGUUUUGUCCAGUGGCUUCGGCCCCUGAAGAUCAUCCCCACAGUGAACAACGGCAGCUGCGCUAGCAGGAAGGCUAUGGAGCAGUGCUUCAGUGAGUGGCUCGUGGAAACUAAAAAUAAACUGUAGCUUGUUUACAGGUCAACUUUGUUCACAGUGGAACUGAUUCCGCUCUUUUAGUACCGGUACUCUGAGCAAAUUACAUCUCAAUACUGUGUGACCAUGGGAAACAAAUGUAAUGCUUUUAAUGAUUGUUUUAAAAAGUGGCUUGCGUCAGAACACUGAGCUCAUAACGGUAGCAUUUAAAUGUGGAGCGAGGGGUUGUGAUGAAGUAAGUGAUCCUGAACUGCAAUAUCGUUUAUGAAAGAAAGGCUCAAGUAUAUGCUCUUGAGCCAAUUUAUAAUAAAGGUUAUGCUUUUAUUCACAAUGGACUGAAUUACAAUGGCCCACAAUUCUGAAAGCUGUUUACACAUGUGAAAACAUUAUCUGAGGUCAUAACACGCAUCAUGUUGACAAUAAGACUUACGUAUUAUUAUUAUUAUUACACAAUGGAACUGAAUUAAUUGGAUGUGUUUACUGCCUGGCUACCUUCACCCUUACAUUUGAUAGCUAACAAUAAAGUACUGCUUUAAAAUUGUGCAAUUUCAUAACAAUCUAUUUUGUUCUAUUAAGCCAACUUUUUAUGCUGGAAAAUAAUAAAUGUUUUAAACGCU